Molecule: messenger RNA, 1631 nt
Organism: Alexandromys fortis (reed vole)
Lineage: Eukaryota; Metazoa; Chordata; Mammalia; Rodentia; Cricetidae
Gene: Get1
Product: guided entry of tail-anchored proteins factor 1
Exons: 5
Coding region: 134-658 (174 amino acids)
Biological process (GO): tail-anchored membrane protein insertion into ER membrane
Cellular component (GO): GET complex
Molecular function (GO): protein-membrane adaptor activity
Source: RefSeq, a predicted model, not a curated record
CAGGCGCAGCUGGCAGAUCGGGCUCCCGGGGGGCCGCCGUCGCGGAGCGGGGCGGCAGUGCGCAGGCGCAGACGGACGCGGCGGCGUGGUCCCCAUGGCGCUGCGGUAGCGGUGCUGGUGCGUGGGAGCCGGGAUGAGCGAGUCCGAGGCGGACCGCUGGGCGUGGCUGCUGGUGCUGAGCUUCGUGUUCGGGUGCAACGUGCUGCGGAUCCUCCUGCCGUCGCUGUCCUCCUUUGUGUCCAGAGUGCUGCAGAAGGAUGCAGAACAGGAGUCACAGAUGAGGGCGGAGAUCCAGGACAUGAAGCAGGAGCUGUCCACUGUUAACAUGAUGGAUGAAUUUGCCAGAUAUGCCAGACUGGAAAGAAAGAUCAACAAAAUGACGGACAAGCUCAAAACUCACGUGAAAGCACGGACAGCUCAGUUGGCCAAGAUCAAGUGGUUUAUAAGCGUCGCCUUUUACAUACUGCAGGCAGCAUUGAUGAUCUCGCUCAUCUGGAAGUAUUACUCCGUCCCUGUGGCCGUGGUGCCCAGCAAGUGGAUCACCCCGCUAGACCGCCUGGUGGCCUUUCCUACUCGAGUGGCAGGUGGAAUUGGAAUCACCUGCUGGAUCUUAGUCUGUAACAAAGUUGUGGCCAUUGUACUCCACCCUUUCAGCUGAGCCGAGCAUGUGUGGCCACAGAACUUUACCAGGAGGAUUUCGACGACCACACAGAAGCCCACAGGCGCUUGUUUUUGUGUUUUGGAAUAUGUUUUUGUCUGUCACCCGGGAAUCUUGCUCAAGUCAGGGUUUUCUACAGUUGUCAUUGAGCCAGAAAAAGAGCGGUGUGACAGUUAGUGUAUUGUUGAUGUAGUUCUGGACCCGCUGGGCUGUGAACGUCAAGUGGCAUUUGCAUGCUGGGGCUCGCUCUGCAUGGUUGGUUUUGUUGCCAGCUGCAAAGACAAUAACUCCAAUAGUGCCAUUUUUUUUUGCACCACAAACAAAAACACUUUAGUGUUCUAGAAGACAUGGAAAUGAUGUCCACUUCAGUAGUUUCUGCAGACACGACCUUUGGUCCUGGGAGGGUGAGAUCAGUCCGUGGGCACCUGCGGGUUGUGCUCUGCCCUCACACGAUGCCACCGCAUCUGGGUCCCGACACAACACACAUCGUGUAAGGGAGAACCAAGUCCACAACUGUCUUCUCUCUGGCCUUCACACUUGAGGUGUGGCCUUUAGUCCUGUACAUUUGGGAUCCCUUGGAAGAGACUUAGAGUUCUGGAUUUGGGAUGGUGUCAGGAUCGUGCACCACCCAUACCCGCUGGCUACACAGAGUGAUGACUUCAUGUCCUGUCCGUUUGAAGAAAUUCCUCAUUUCUCACAGCAGACUUUAUGGGAGAUGACAGAUCAGAAUGUUUCUGUGUUAAUGUGCAUCCAGCCUUGUGUGAUAUUGGCAGCUGGCCAACUGUUCCGUGUGCGCUCCGCUCUGUGGACACGUCUUGUCUGAAUGUCUUCCCAGGUGCGUCUUAUGCCGUGCUCUCAGACUGAACCCCAGAUCACCCCAGACCUUCUCUGGAUGAUACAUAGAAAUCUUUUUGGAAAUUUGUCUAGUUUUCAGAGUUCUGCAUUUUGAGUUUUUUUUUUUUUGAGCAAGAAA